AACAACAAAAGCUGACAGAAUCAAACCAUACAGCCCUCCCUCACAAACACAUGUGCAUAAGUCUACUCGCUGUGUACGAGCUAAUAUACCAUAACAGUAACUGCUCUGGAACAUUAAGAGACAGUUUUUCAAAAUGACUCACACAAUUCGCCUCUUCAUCCUGUCUUUCGUGCUGUCUUCUCUGCCUUGGUCUGGAAGUGCUGUUACCUCAGAAGCUCUUGACCCUUUGCCUGUAGUAGCUUCUGCAGAUGAAGGUCCAGCUAUCAUAAACGAUGCGAGGACUCCCAUAAUCAACAUGUCCAAGAGACCCACUCUUCAGCCCAAAGAGAGUGCUCCAUCUCAGUUCACAUACACCUUGAGGAACCCUCAAGGCAAAUUGUGUGUGCGGGCCAGUCUGGGAGUGGAGUAUAUCGUGAGAGAGAACAAAAAAAAGUAUUAUUUCAACUUAAAUCCCAGUUCAACACGAGCCACAGGAUACUGUGGGAAUAUAAGAUCUGUGCUCUCAUUGGAUUUUGAUGGAGGAAAUCUAGAGUUCACCUUUAUCAAGGAAGGGGGUGUCUCUUAUGUGAAGACUAUCAAAGGUCUUCUGAAACCUGCUCCUCCUUGCAAAAAUUGUCAAAAUAAAACCUAUGUUGGAGUGGUGGAUCAUGAAAAGCUAUUCAAAGCUGAUAAUGGCCUGAGCUUCAAGUGCAAGUCUGACAUGACUCUAAUACUGGCAGACUACUUCAGAGUUAAACUGGUGCCUCUGCAGAUACAAGCCUUUGACCUAUCUAAUGGAGCAUUUGGAAAAGAGGUUGAAUGCUGGGCGGAUUUCAACAAACGGAUGAUCCCCAUUAUUCUGGGAGCUGUAGCUGCAGCAAUUUGCCUCAUCGCAAUUCUCACCUUCUUACUCAUCCGUGAACGCCGUGGGCAGGGCUACGAACAACUCUGAGAUGAUGUGUAUUACACAGAGGAAUAAAGUGAUUAAAUAAUGCUAUUAUUGUCUGAUUAUUGGUUUAGAUACACUUUUAAAUAAGGAUCUCAGUAAAUAAUUAAAAUGUGGUUAACAUGAAUCACUGUUGUCGGUGUGUCUCAUUGUAAUGCAUAUGACACUUUUUAUGGGUUGUCUAAUCUGAUGUCUGAAGAUUUUGGAACAUGACAUGAAAUAAGUAUGUUAAAGAGCCGAGAAAAGUUGUAGGCUAAUACAUUCUUAAACACUCAAUUCCAGCCACCUGUGAGAGACAUUUCAAUUAGCAUAAAACUAGUAACUAUCAAUAGAUUGUAAAAUGGAAUUAAAUAUAGAUUUGUGUACAUAAAAAAGAUUAAAACAAACAUUCUCUAUAUGCCUCAUCACAUAAUAGGAAUAUUUUUUUGUGGCAGAUUUAUCAAGUAUAUUGACCAGGAUUAUUGUUCAGUUAUGAGGUUCUGAAACUGAUAUUUGUAUCAAACCUCAUGUAAUGGACAAGAUUUGUCAAACUAACUAACUCAGUUUUGCAGUUCACUGUAAAUAUCAUCCACCUUACUUUUAAUCUGCA
Molecule: messenger RNA, 1514 nt
Organism: Myxocyprinus asiaticus (Chinese sucker)
Lineage: Eukaryota; Metazoa; Chordata; Actinopteri; Cypriniformes; Catostomidae
Product: lysosome-associated membrane glycoprotein 3-like
Exons: 6
Coding region: 134-931 (265 amino acids)
Cellular component (GO): membrane
Source: RefSeq, a predicted model, not a curated record